AUGAGCUCAUACUACUGUAACAAUUGCUCUUUCUGCUGUGAACAAUGGAAAACAUAUGUGAGACAUUGCUUUGAAGCUCAUGCAAGUGAAUUCAACUUCAGUUUUUCAUGCAGAAUAGACAGCUGCCCUAGGUCCUUUAACACACUCUCUAGUUUUCAAUCACAUGUUUUAAGAAAGCACCCAAAUUCACAACCUCCCCCUGUUCCAAUAAAUGUACUGGACGAAGAAGGAGAUACUGGUAGAUCCUCCCAAUCUGAUACUGAAGAUUUAUCCGACGGCCAGCAAGAUACUCCGACCGACUCGGAAGAUACUGACUCAGAAGAUCCCCUAGAUUCUGUAAAUCCAGGCCCACACUCGUAUGAUGGCGCACAAAAAUCGGCAGCCUUGUUCUUGUUAAGGAUGAAAGAGCAGCACCGACUCACUCAAGUCUCUAUAGACUUUGUCGUUUCCCAUAUGAAUGGCAUAAUCUCAAGUGUCAUGCAGAGCACACAGGAAAAAGUUUGUGAUAGCAUUCGAGGACAACUUACAGAUGUUCAAAUGGAAACAGAUCCACCAGAUGUUUCAAGUUGCUUUGCACCUGUCAAUCCAUUUGAAGGCCUUGAAACAGAGCAUAAACAGCUAAAAUUCUAUCGGGACCACUUCAACCUUGUGGAGCCAGUGACUGUUGAACUUGGAAUAAUCCAAAGAUAUAGGCAGAGAGGUUUUACUUCUACUCUUGUGGAUCAGCCAGAAAACUUUCAGUACGUCCCUUUGAUCGAGGGUCUGAAUGCUUUGUUUGAUAAUGAGGAAUUUCUUGAUGAGGUUCUGCAGUCUCAUUCAAGAUCUGAUGGCUAUAUUUCUGAUUAUUGCGAUGCUACAUUUUUCAAAUCUCAUGAGAUGUUUCGUAAAAAUAAUAAUGAACUGCAGUUAAUCAUGUAUUUCGAUGAAAUCGAGGUAUGUAAUCCUCUCGGAGCACAAAGAGGGAUUCAUAAAUUAGGUAUGUUCUAUUACAUGCUAGGGAAUCUAAGACCGGAAUUAAGAGCGACUCAGCGGUCUGUUCAGCUGAUUGCGUGUGUUACUAAUAGUAACAUUGUGAAGUAUGGAUUCGAACCUAUUCUCAAACCGUUUAUUGAUGACGUCAAAAAACUUUCAGAGGAAGGUAUUACUAUUAAAGGACGAACACUUCACGGUACAGUCCUCUCACUACUGGCAGACACUCAGGCGGCGCAUGCCAUUGGUGGCUUCAAAGUGGGUGUAGGAUGGGCUUUAAGGAAUUGUAGGAUCUGUAUGGCCACAAAAGAGCAAAGUCAACAAAUGUUUCAUGACGAUCAUUUUCAGCGAAGAAACCCUUCAUCUCACAAUCUCCAAUGUUCUCUCCUUAAUGGCCCCCAUAGUACCGCUGACUCUACAACGUAUGGAAUUAAUGAACGUAGCGUACUCAACGAUAUUCCAUACUUUCAUGUUGCGAAACCUAUGUUACCUCAAGAUGUAAUGCAUCUAUUGUUUGAAGGCGUAAUUCCGUGGGAAGUUAAACUUAUGUUGACGAAGUUCAUAAAGGAGAAGCACUACUUCAAAUUAGAUGAACUGAACGGAAGGAUUCAAAAUUUUGCGUAUGGGCGAUCUGAAUCUAGGAACAAACCCCCCCAUACCUUUGAACCAAAUCACAUUUUUGAAAGUUCAAAACUCCCUGUCUCUGCUAGCCAAAUGUGGACCUUGGCCAUAUUCCUACCCUUAAUGAUUGGAGAUAAAAUCCCUGAGGAAGACCCACACUGGCAAUGUUUUCUCCUUCUUCUGGAGAUUAUCAAGUUUUGCACAGCACAGACAGUGUCUGAAGCUUACUCUAAGUGUUUAGCUGCUUAUAUUGAGCAGCAUCAUCUGGAGUUUCGCCGUUGCUACCCGUCAAUAUCAAUGAUUCCAAAAUCUCACUACAUGGUUCACUUUCCACAGCAAAUGCUUGAACUUGGUCCUUUAGUGACUAGUUGGUGUAUGCGAAUGGAAGCAAAGAAUGCCUAUUUUAAGAGAGUUGCACAGAUAGGAAACUUCAGAAACGUGGCAUACUCCGUAGCGAGACGGCAUCAGAGGCUUCUUUGUGGAUAUUUACAUGGACAAUUCUUCACCUAUCAUGAAUUGCAAUGUGGCCCUUGUAAAGCACAUACCACCACAGUGCUGGGAGAAGAUUCCCUAAAAGAUGAUGUUUUGUGUGUUUUGCCAGAGACAGAUGCAAGUAACAAAGUAUCGAGACCUAACUGGAUAAAAUCAUAUGGCCAAGAGUACCACAGGUCCUCCUUUGUUCAUUGUGGGUGGCAAACUACCGAUGAUUUACCAGUAUUCGCCAAGAUUUGUGACAUUUUGGUAAUUGUUAACUGUCCUCUUCUAUAUGUUGAAGUGUUUGAUACUGAAGGGAUGAAUAAUCAUUUGUCAGCAUACGCAAUAGUCCGCACACUCAGAAAAAAAGUUAUUCACCUUCCCACUUGUGCCAACAAACAAGUUUAUUAUUCACAUACUUCUCAAGGUGAUAGGAGACUAUACAUUGCUGUACGUUCUUUUGUGGCACAGACAUGAUCUAUUUUUUGUAAUGUUUGCUGAUGUGUUAUAUUGCGUUCGCUAUAUAUAGUUAAAGGG
Messenger RNA from Halichondria panicea, 2601 nucleotides. RefSeq lists its product as uncharacterized. The coding region runs from base 1 to 2541 and encodes 846 amino acids. Lineage: Eukaryota; Metazoa; Porifera; Demospongiae; Suberitida; Halichondriidae. The record is from RefSeq and is a predicted model, not a curated record. The transcript has 10 exons.